Messenger RNA from Mycena citricolor, 1410 nucleotides. The record is from the annotation of a GenBank genome assembly. Lineage: Eukaryota; Fungi; Basidiomycota; Agaricomycetes; Agaricales; Mycenaceae.
UAACAAUCAAAACCAUGCACUCCGCAGGCCUCGACCUCGGUGUGUCGGGUGAACACGAUACCUAUCAUUUUGUCGUGGAAUUCAGGGCCAGCGGAUCGUGUCUUACAAAGGUCAUUGGGGCGCUCGAAGUCCGGAUAUAGGUCGUGGGGAGACGGGAUACCCGAGCGGCGCCAUACAGCAAGGUCUGACGUCAGAUCCAAUUCACUCCCUCUCAUAUAAAUCCCCCCCAAGGCAUACGCCAUCUUCCCUCUGCUUCGAAAAUCCUGUUCGAUUAUGUUCUGGUUCCACCGCAAAAGCACGCCAGAAACUGGAUAUUCGGCACCACCCAGAAUGCCACGUGAAUUAGAACGGUACAUUGUCGAGAUGUACGCACUUGAGUCCGCCGGCCCAGAAAGGAUUCUGCAAUUGCUUCCUGUCUGCCAUCGAGUGCGAGUCUGGCUAGAACCUGCGCUCUACCGCACGCUCAUAUUGAACGACGGAGCGGAUGAGCAGAAACUCCCCUCCUGCCAAAUGGAUGCGAUCGAGCGCCUGUCGUCUGAUCAUCCGGGCGCCCUGCAAGCUAUUGUCAGAAACGUCAUGCUAAUUGGGGAGACGCGGGACACUGUGGAGCGCGUGCUAAGGAGCUGCAAUAGUGCGGAGAACGUAUUUCUCGCUGGAUGCGCCACUGGCGGCCUUGAUCUGUCUCUGCUUUCUCCGUCUCUUCAACGACUGCACUGCACUGCGGAGACCCUGGACCUGCUAAACUGGAAACCUGGAGGAUAUACCAUCGCGUCAUUGACUCAUCUCGAGCUCUUCACUCUCGGAAAUAAAUUCGAGAGACCGGUAUCUUAUGCACUUCUCCGCCUUCUGGACAGGCAGCACUUUCCAAAUCUGGCGCAUCUUGCCUUCAGCGCCACAUCUGUCAUCCGCUCCCUGCCCGAAAUCCUGCCACGAUUACGAAACCUGAAGAGCCUCGUCAUCGUCAGCGCUUACCGCCUAGUCUCGUCGACUCCUCUCUCGGAAGAGGACCGGAGAAUCUUGAUGGAGCAUGAGCGCCUUGUUCUUGUCUCUGUGCCCGACUACACUGAAGACUGGCAAGAUGGGGUGCUGAGCGGAAACGACUACUGGGCGAGGGCCGAACGCAGAAUUUCAAAUCGAUUAUCCGGCGUCGUUGACGCCACUCACUAUGCCGUCAACUUCGACGAACUAGAAUGAGAUGAUUCUCCCCGAUGAUAACAUGAACUUCAAUGUACAGUACAGUGUGUUGCUAUAGAUGCAAUGACGUUUCAAAUAUGAAACUAAAUCCAAUUGGACACGCGAUUCAUUGAACAAAGAUCAGCUUGGCAAUGCACGGCGUUUCUUACGUGAGAUGAGACAUCCGUCAUUGGUAGUCCUCAACUCAUUUCCAUGUUUGAUACUUGUUCAAAAAAU